AUGGAGGAAAGGAACGUGCUCGAGUACGCAGAAGUGAUAAUCGACCGGCAGAGAGAUAAGAUCAACGAGCUGGAGAAAAAACUCGUCGAGCUGCGAAGCAAUAGCGAAGAGCUGCAAAAAAAUGCCUUGAAAAACGACGAAGAAAAUAAAACCCUGAGGAUGGAACUAAACAGAAAAAAAGAAAACGACAUGAUGUUGAGCAUGCAACUAAGUAAAGAAAAUGAGUUUCUUCAAAAAAUCAACGUACUGGAAAAGCAACUGCUCAAAAGAGACACCCUUUUGGAGGAAUUAAACAACCUUUUGAAAAAAAGAAAAUAUGAAUACGAAUUGUUGUUACAGGAAAAAGAAAACCUAAUAAAUACAGUUAACAUGAUGAGAAGUGAUAUGUGUAAAAAUAGGAAGGAGGCAAAACUAAAGGAAGAAGAAUUUUUAAAUAAUGAAAAAGAAAGUGAAAAUUUCUUAAAUCUCUAUAAAAAUAAUAAUGAAGAAUUGCACAUCACCAAGAGGUGCUUAAUACAAAUUGAGACUGAACUACAUUUGUAUAAAAAACAAAACGAAAAACAGAAAAAUGAAAUCCAGAGGCUUUACAAAAUAAUUAGCUGUAUGAACAAGGAAAAGGCUCUUACACCUCCUGUCGUAUUAGCCUUACAAAAUGAUUAUAUAAGAGGUAGAAAUAGUAAAACCCUAAAUGAAUAUAUGCAAGUGAAGACUAUUGAGGAUUCCCCCCCGGGUCUGUCAACACAAAUGGAGAAUAAGACAACCAUACUGAAGCACAUAAGUCCUGAAGGAAAACUGGAGAAAAGGAUGACUUAUGAUGAAAAUUUACUAAAAUUAAAUUUAAUGCAGUCGCAGGAACAGAAAAAUCUAUUUAACAAAAUAUUAGAAACAUUAAACAAAAUUCAGCAUGUGAAAUAUGGCGAUAAUAAAGUUGAUUUUUUCUUUUCCAGCAGCGUUUUGCACUUUCUUGAAAAUAACAAGGCACAGAAAUCAUUGUGCAAUAAUAAUAAAUCACUAAAUAAUUUAUUCAGCUUAACCAGCGAGUCGGCGGAAGACUCCAGUCAUUUAUCGGACGCCAGUUCCUAUAAUGCACUAAAAAAAAAAGCGCACUUAGGAAAGAACAAGAAGGAUAAAAAAAGGAAGAAAAAACAAAAGAAGGAGAAGACGAAGAAGAAGAAAAAAAAUGGCAUAAUUCUUCACGCUCCGUUUUCAAUGAAGAAAAGUAAAAAGGACAAGAAAAAAAAGGAAAAGCAGGGAGUUGGACAAAUGGACAUAUUAUCAGGGUCGGAAGACAACUCAAGCGAAGGCAAUGACAGCUAUGCACAGCACAGCCCUGGGGACAAGACGACCACCAUCAGUGAUGACACGAGUCAAGGUACAAGUGAAGAGACCACAAGCGAGGAAGACACACACAGUGAUGGUGAAGAGGGGGACAGCGAAAGCGAGGGUAGUGCAAACAGUGAUGGUAAAAGUAGCCAUAACAACAGCGAAGACGAUUCGAGCAGCGAUUCACAGAGCGAUUCGCAUGACGCCUCUGCCAAACGGGGACAUCACAAAGGAGGCACCAGCGAUGAGUCGGCAAGUGACACAGAUGAAGACAACAUCAACCAUAUAAAGAAAAAAGAAAGUUACAUAGGAAAUAACAAGACACUAUUAAACUUUGAGAAUUAUAAAGAAAAAUUCAUAGGAAUUACAAAUAAAGAAAUAUUUAUAUAUAACAAAAAAGGGGACGAAGUACCCGUAUACGUUUUAAAAAAUAAAAAUGUUAAAAAUGUCAAGACGUUUUAUAGUAAGCAGGUGUAUAUGUUGGAGUAUAUUUCAUUCGACGCCACUUUACAAAAGCAUUAUUUUUUAAUAAAAAAUGAUGAUAAGUCACUCAGAAUGUACUACGCUUUGCAGUAUGCAGGGUUUAUCAAACAUAACAUGGACAAAUUUGACGCGGAGGAAGAAAGCAAAAGGGAUUACGCGGCAAGACUAAACAAAAAUUAUUAUGAGAACAAAACACACAGUGUAAGUGAUGCACAAGAACGGGCUUCAUAUUAUAACAAACUAAAUUCGACCUCCCCAGAAAUUACUGUAAAUAUAAUUACUCCUAGCGGGAUUGACCAAAAUGGUAAUAACGUACCUUACUUAUGUAGUAAUGUACGAAUGAAAGGAAGCCCCAGAAAUAAUCAUCUAAUGCUUACACAUGUUGACAAUAAAAAGGCUUUUAUUAAUUGCCAACAUUAUCAUAUGGAUUAUAAAAAUAAUAAGGUCACCCUCUAUUUUAAUGAUUUCAAAGAUCAGCAUAUUAUUUUGCCAAAGAGUAAAGGGUGCACGGGUAUCCUGCAGGACAUCCUAAAUCAAAUGAGCUGGAAAAAUACGCAUCAGAUUUACGAACCGGCCAACAAAGAUGCAUACAAGGAUAAAGAUGUAGACGGAUCUGACAUGGCUUCUUACGACUCUGAAGAGUUAGCCGCGGGGAAGAGGAAAUAUGAUGCUAGGGAGAAAACGGGCCAACGGGGUGUCAACAGAGAUGGGGACAAGGAUGGAGGAAGAGACUUCUUUAGAGAAGUGGAUAUGCCACGUAAUAGAGAAGUAGACUCGAAAAGGGAAAGCGAAGAUGACAGGAAAAUGGGAAUCCCCAGAAUGGGCUUAAUGGAUAAGGCAGUCGAAACAGAGAGCCACAAAGUGAAGGAAGGUGCGUGGGAACAGGAGCAGGAAGGAGAGAAAAAACGAUACGAGGAGAAAGACAAGGAGGAUAGAAAGGAUGACAUCAUGGCAAAUUCGAACAUGCAGGACAAAAUGGAAGAUACGUUCUGUAUAAAAGAUAAUGUACUUUACAUAUCCAAAAAUGGCAACCCUUUUAAAAAGGGCCAAAUGAGCUUCAACGAUGAAAAUUCUUUUAAAUUCCAAAAUGAAAAUGUGAAGACAUUGAGAGAUGAUAACGAGCAAGAAUUAACAUUUAUAAAGAGUGAACAAAAUAAAGAUGAGGAGACCUACAUUUUUCACUACCUCAAAAAGGAGAAGUACGAUCAUAUUAUAUCCAAAUUGAGUAAGAACAAUUUUAACGUUAUUCAGAAAAAUGAUUAUGAUAAAAUGAAAAAACAAGAAACAAAAAAAGAUGAAGACAGGGGAAACAAAUCAUUUAAUACAGAGUCACAUGGAAAGGCUGAAUCGGGGGAGGAAAAAGUAGAGAAAAAGGAUAAAUUUAUUAAAAACAACCAAGUAGUUGUUAUCGAGAAGGGAAUAUUAUCAAUUUAUAAAGAUUAUGGAAACGAGAAUUCUGUUCCCAUACUCAAAUUUACAUCCGAUUCUUGUGAUGUACGAGCAAAUGAACAGAACGGAGAAAUUAGCAUAAAAGAAACGUCAAAAGAUUCUAAUGAUAAAAUUGUUCUCGACUGCUUAAAUAAAACAGAAUUUCAUAGGUGGAAAAAUGCCCUAUGUUUCGGUGGCUUUAUAAAAGGAGAAAGUGUCAGCAGUUCGUACAUGAAUUUGAAAAAACACAUAUUCUCCAUCAAUUUAUUUGACAACUUGGAAAUAAAAAGUUUAGUCAGAGUCAAUAAUAAUUCUAUAUGCAUUUAUCUAAAUAAUGAAAUCAAGAAGCCCUUAUUUUCCUUUGACAAGGAAAAAAUAGAAUUGGUCAUAAUUCCCAACUUAAGGAAAAUACGAAUUUAUAUGCAAAGGGAUACCGUAUAUGAACAGCGAUACGAUAUAACCAUAUCGUUGGCGCGAGAUUUCGCAAGCAUUAAAGAGCAAAUAGAAAAGUUCAAUUUUCACACAUUAAAUAAGAAAAAAACAAAAAAAAUAAGAAAGCCCUUUGUUUUGUGCAAAAAGAAUGUUAUUACUAUACAUAAGGAUAAAUAUAAAUUAAAACCGGACCUUAUACUGGACAAAAAAAACUGCACAGUUUUAUACGAUAAAAACAAAUUCAAGAUAACCUUUAAAAUUAAAAGUAAAUUAGAUAGCACUCACGUAGACCUGAAAACUAUUACCCUAUCUAAUGCACUUAAUUUUAACAAAUGGCUGGUCACACUAAAAGUGGCUUCCUUCAUACCUGGCUUCCAAGAAGUAGAACAGGACAUUUCCUUCCCCACCAUCGUUUUUGGGCAUACGUGUCCCGAGGCGACUAGCUUACUUGGCAAGAGAAAUUCGUUCAUGAAUUUUUUUAAAAAAUAG
Molecule: messenger RNA, 4155 nt
Organism: Plasmodium fragile
Lineage: Eukaryota; Apicomplexa; Aconoidasida; Haemosporida; Plasmodiidae
Exons: 1
Coding region: 1-4155 (1384 amino acids)
Source: RefSeq, a predicted model, not a curated record